AUGGAGCGAUUAUCGAGUAUAGAUGUGUGCAUGCCUGUGCAGGCGAAGACGGGAGGCGUUUUUAUGCAGCUUCUAAUAGCUCUUGUGAUGAUAACCACCGUCCAAGGACUAGUGGAUAUGGAGGAAUUCAUAAGUGAUCUUGAUCUCCCCGUUCCAACGGUUCACGUGCAAGGAGUUGUGGGGAAGAAGGCCUCUUUACCGUGUGACACACAACCGUUGUCGUCCGAUGACCAAGUGGCAAUGGUGCUCUGGUUUAAAGAAUCUGACGGUGAACCACUCUACAGUUACGAUGUCCGAGGUCGGGCUUUAACACAACCUAAACUCUGGUCAUCGCCUUCGGGAUUUGGAUCUCGAGCAUAUUUUCGCGCUGCAGCUAUACCAGCCACUCUUUUGUUGGAUAAUGUAUUUACAACUGAUGCCGGUGUCUAUCGCUGCAGGGUUGAUUUCAAGAACUCACCUACUAGAAAUCUCAGGCUCAACUUUACUGUAAUAACUCCACCCAAUAGACCGGUGAUUAUAGAUGCCAAAACAAGAGAUCAGACUCGCCUUUUGGAGCCAUAUGACGAAGGUGAUACGUUGGAACUUAUCUGUGAAGUUCAUGGUGGUAACCCGAGGCCACGUCUAACAUGGUACUUGGAGAACACAGUAAUAGACGAUUCAUUUGAACAGCAAACUGACGGUGUAACAGUCAACACCCUCACAUUCCCCAGCAUCGGUCGUCAGCAUUUAAACGCAAGGUUAAUCUGUCAAGCGUCCAACACUAACCUAGCGCCACCACAAACUAAAUUACUCAUAUUGGAAAUAAAUUUAAGGCCACUUACCGUUCAAAUAUUGAACAAAAGUCGACAGCUCUCAGCAGACAGGAGUUAUGAAGUGGAAUGCAAGACAACUGGAUCGAGACCAGAGGCACAAAUGACUUGGUGGAAGGGAUCACGUCCUUUGAGGAGAAAUUCUAAGACCUUUUCCGACACCAACUCGACAGUAAGCAUCCUGAAUUUUAUCCCGGAAACUGAGGACCAUGAGAAAAAUCUUAUUUGUCGGGCAGAGAAUCCACGCUUGUCCAAUGCCGUCAUCGAAGACUUUUGGAAGCUUAAUGUACACUAUGUGCCUAUUGUGACGUUAAAGAUAGGGUCAACCCUGAAUCCUAAUGUUAUUAAGGAGGGCGAGGAUGUUUAUUUUGAAUGCAACAUUAAAGCAAAUCCUAAGGUGACGCGUCUCACAUGGUACAAAGGGACGAAAGAAAUACAACAAAUUGCGAGUUCAGGUGUUAUCAUUAGUGACCAAACUCUGAUUCUUCAGGGAGUAAAUCGUUCAUCUUCGGGUGAUUACAGUUGCCUUGCAUACAACAACGAAGGCAGUGCUACCAGUAACUCGGUUACGCUCCAAGUAAGAUAUGCUCCAGUAUGCAAACAAUCUAAUGAAGGAGACGUGUAUGGUGCUCUCAAACAUGAAACAAUCGAGCUGCCGUGUAGAGUAGACUCCAGUCCGACUCCUACAGCCUUCAGUUGGAUUUUGAGUAACUCUGCAGGCCAGUCCGAGCUCCAACCCAGCUUGUUCACUAAUUACAAUUACUCAUCAACAUUACGCUACACUCCAAAAUCGAAUAUGGACUACGGUACAAUAUCCUGCUACGCUGUGAACGCAGCUGGAAGACAAGAAGUUCCUUGUAUUUUUAAAAUUGUUAUUGCAGAUCGGCCGUCUCCUCUUCAGAAUUGUUCAAUCGUCAAUCAAAGCUCAAAUAGCCUUGCAGUUGAAUGCUAUGAAGGUUUCGAUGGAGGAUUGCCACAAACUUUUUUCAUGGAAGUUUUAGAGUUGCCUUCAUUAGUGGUUCGCGCCAAUGUAUCUUCCAACUACACGUCUAGUUUUGAAGUGCUUGGGAUCGAUAGCAGAGUCAGCUAUGUCUUGAAUCUGUAUGCCGGUAACGCAAAAGGGCGAAGCGAAGUGGUCAAGCUGUAUACAAUUGCAUUAAGACCGCCUGAUAAAUAUACUGGUACAAGCAACACUGUCUCCAUAUCACCGAUGUUACUCGCACUACUCACAACAGCAGGCUUCUUGUGCGCCGCCGUUUGCGGAGUCAUCGCCGCGUUGUACAAACGCCACGUUGCGAGGCAUCACAAGCAUCCACCCUCAACCAAUGCGUUGUAUUCAGAAGAUAGCUUAGACUCCUUUCCAAGAAGAGAUAAAGAUGAUGUUACUUACUCAGCCUCGCCCAAAGUUGAUUACAGCAGUCAAUACGAGCUGAAAGAGGAGAGUGGUGACUUUGAAGAGACUGAUCCGGACAUUGUUCCAUUUCAUUACGAUAAAAAACCAAUGGAUGAAUAUAUUAAGUCGUCAUUUGAAGAAAGUGAUCCGACGCGGAUAUACAACGAGCAAUCGUUAUCAUGCACUAAUGCAGGCCUUGUUAAUCGCGGCGUGAUCGCUCGGAGCGCUGAUAUUGCAGCGGCUCGUCUACGCCCCGAAAUCGUCACCACGUCGAGAAGAGUAAAAGAGAGCUGCAUUUAA
Molecule: messenger RNA, 2502 nt
Organism: Parnassius apollo (apollo)
Lineage: Eukaryota; Metazoa; Arthropoda; Insecta; Lepidoptera; Papilionidae
Source: the annotation of a GenBank genome assembly